This is a messenger RNA of Aphis gossypii (cotton aphid), 573 nucleotides long. RefSeq lists its product as uncharacterized. The coding region runs from base 160 to 573 and encodes 137 amino acids. The transcript has 4 exons. The record is from RefSeq and is a predicted model, not a curated record. Lineage: Eukaryota; Metazoa; Arthropoda; Insecta; Hemiptera; Aphididae.
CCUUUUCAUAGUCAAUCAUAAAAUAUAACCAGUGGUAUAAUUAUUUGAGUAAGCAAGAUUUAGUCUAUUGACAGUUACUGAAGCAUCAAAGUAUUAUAAAAAUAAAUUCUGUUGACAUUUAUAAUUUCUGUUUUAAUUAAAAAAUUGAUUGUAUACAUCAUGACUUUUAACGGUGUUAAUGCGCUUUUGGAUCAUGAUUACUUACAAAUGCAAAAUUAUACCAAUCAUGAAGUGAUUGAGAUUGGAGCGACCGGUGACAAUGUUCAGUUUUGGCCAAAGGGUGAACAGCCACAAUCAUAUAGUUUGAUACCAGGUGUUCAUCAAAAUCAAUAUAUUAUUAGAGACAACCUUGGAUUUCUUUACUUUAAAAGUAAAAAAACAGAAGAAAAAGUAUACUUAAAAUGUGAAGAAAUCACAAGUAAAUGCCCAGCAACUGGAUCAAUUUCUUCUAAUCCAAAUAAUAAACAUUUUCAACUACGGAGGUUACAUAACCAUGAAGUGCGACCAUCAAAUAUAGAAAUGAGGAAACUCCGAAGUUCAAUUGGACAUCAAUGUGUUCAACAAAUUGGAUAA